Molecule: messenger RNA, 14141 nt
Organism: Pocillopora meandrina
Lineage: Eukaryota; Metazoa; Cnidaria; Anthozoa; Scleractinia; Pocilloporidae
Source: the annotation of a GenBank genome assembly
AUGGCAGCGGAAGAUGAAGAGGAGAUUUUGAAGUCACUACGAGCACAGAGCCGAUCAGUUAGCUUCAUAACGGGAUCAGAGUUAGUAAACAUUGAUCUUAAGGAGGAUUCAAGUCGUCUUAAUGAAGACAGCGAACUUAGUGAGACGGUAUGAAUAUUUGACUGGUUCAUUUGUUGUUUAUCUUCCACGGUCUGUGAAUUUCACGAGCUUAUAAAUAUUUGAUGGGUUCUUUUGUCUCCUAGGAGUUGUUGCUGGCUGGAAUAUUGGUGAAUGAGGCUAGACUCGGUCGAAAUGGUUACUUUAAGACCUCUCCGAAAGAAUUAAGGUUAGCUUGAUGUUUUCAUACAAAAUUCUGUAGUAUAUUUGUUUACUUCAUGUCCCAAAAUUAUCGCACCUUUUCUCUUUCGCUCAGUGUCCUCAUCGUGGAAGAAUUCUCUCGUUUAAAACUAGGUUUUUGUCCACUUGACCUAUACAGAAUAGUGCGUUUUGAGUGAUAUUUUUUUUCAUCUCUAAAAAGCUGCUUGUUGUUAAUUAUUUACCUAUGCAAAUUUUAUUUAGUGUAAUUUAGAUCUACUAUAUAUUUUAUGAUUUCGUUCUGCUACCUUACGUUUUGGAUACAUUGAGGUAUUCUUAUAUCGAUAUAUUCCGAGUGACCAUUUGUGAAUAAAAACAAGCUUUUCCUAGCUAUUUUAUCACAUCUGUUACUGUAACACUGAAUAGGAACCUAAAUUGGGAGGGACCAGGGGUGGGGGUGAGGAGUGGUACUCCUCUGAGGGGUACUCCUCUCUUCAGACUGGGUGAAGGUACCCCACCCAUUGCCACAAUAGCUUUGAAGUCCUCCAUUUAGCAUUUGUUGAUUUUUAUUUAACUGCAGAGGGGAGAAGAACUUUGAAUAAAACCCAAGUAGUCAUUCUAGUGUGACCACUUCGCACACAACACCUUAUUGCAAUUUUAAAUGCCAUUUUGUUGUGUACUGUCAAAUUCAAGAAAGCAUGACAUUGGCCCUACUUCAAUCAAAUGAUGUUGAUAAUGGAUGUUUUUCGUGAUAACUUUAGACUCUUGUUUCCAUUACUUCUGGGCAGUAUGGUAAACUUCCUGUAAUAAGAACCAUAGUGAAGAAACCUACCAGCAUAAUACCAGUGGACCUCAGCUGGAAAAAACUGACCCAGAUUUUCUGAUCAGCAUACAAACUUAUCAAUUGUUAGCCAUUAGGCUUUGCAAGCAUGAAGUUCCUUUUGCCUUGCUUCCCUUUUGUCAUAGAAGAUAAUGGUGGAGUUCAGGUGCCGUUGUUGAUUUUAAUCACAGUACACACAAUGAGUUGAUGAAUCAAUCUCUUUUUCACUCUCAUAGACUUUACAAAAUUUACAACAAGCCAGUAUUGCGAGCAUUAGUGUACUUUUGUGUGUGGCUUAAUCUCUGUUUGGCAUUUUUUGAGGAACCUGCUGUACAAGGAAUGACUCUGCCAUAUUGGGUAAGUCACUUGAGAUUAAAUCAUGAGUUAUUUAUCAGCAGCAGAAUUUAAAUUAGGCAAAAUUGCACUUCAGAUAAUGCUGCUGAUUAGAGAUACCCACAUUCUUGAGGUAGGGGUAUAGAUCUUAAGCCUUCGGCACAAUUACCAUAUGACCCAUUCAUACAGGUACAGGAGUAAUUUGGUACCACCUUAAGCCUUCGGAGACUGAUCAACCAUUAGUUUCCCACUCCCUCAUUUGUGUUAGUUAAUGGUUAGAUACUCAACUGAAUGGCUGGACAAACAGUGUGAUAACUGGUUUAUGCUAUCCUAGUAAGGGGUUUCCUGUAGGUAUCUCCUUCCCCAUGCAUGAAUGUCACAGGGCUACUCCAAUCUUUCUGACAUGGACUUAUGCUCAUGAUUGAUUUCAUUGGAUUGAAUGUGACACCUGAAUCUUUUAGCUUCUACAUUAAGAAGGCCUCUUCCUCUUUUCUCAGUUAUCUCGUACAGUACAAUGAUCCAGGAAAGGUGAAAUUUUACGGUGUAAUCCAGGAAUUAAAUGUUGUCAGUGUAAUGUCUGUAUUACAAACAAGUCCUUGGUGCAGGUGGAUUAUAUACAGAGAAAUAAGAAAACUUGUUCAGUCUGCCAUCUUUAAUGCUCACUCUCCCAAAAUGCCUUAGGGUUGUGCUGGCACAGGCAACCCAGUUACAAUGACUACAUUCAGUAACUCAAUAAACUCAUUCAUCCUAAUUGUUUUGUUUGCAGGCUACAAUGUUACUCGAAUAUAUCUGCCUGUUUGUUUUCAUUCUUCGUCUGUUCCAUGUCUGGUGUUUUGCUGCUGGUGUGAAAUUUUGGAGAGACAAAAAAAAUGUGAUAAUGUUGUCUAUCAUUGUGGUGAGACAGAGGAAUUGAAAUGACUUUAAAUUAGUGUUUACAAUCAGAAAAUAAACAAGUAGAUAUUACUUUGACAUUAAGAAAGUUAAGAACAUAGAAUCGGAAAAAUUGUUCUAUUGUAGUCUUAAUUUAAUCAUUUGAAAAUAGUAUUCUGAUUGCUAAUCACUGUUAGCACUGUCAUUUCCCACAGAGAAAGAGGAUAAUGGGGAUAAUAAAUUGUAGUUGCAUUAUAUUUCCCUGUAUCAUAUCAAUCUUCCCUAUUAAGCAGUUGUGGUCAACCUUUAUUAAGUCCCAACAGCCUGUUUGCAUUGUCUUCCACCUGUAUUGAACUGUCCCUUAAAGCUUAACCAUUCAAGUAAAAUUAAGUAUGGUCUCUCAAGUCAACUUUUUUUCCAUGUUUAUCUCCUGAUAGUCAAUGUUAGUGCUUUGAAUUGAAAUGUCUUCAAUGUAUUGCAAAUUAUCUUCCUUCUUAAGACUGUUAGGACAAAAUGGUGUUUUUUUUUAAAUUGCAUUUUACCCCUCUUUUAUGGAACAGUGUAUGUAGUGGUCAACCUGUACAAAGCAGACACCCCAUAAUUCCCAGGGGGUUAUCAUUUAAUAAAGGUUUGACUGUAUAGUAUUACUCCAGAUACCUUUUCCCAGUCAUUUUUGACAUGUAAGCUUAAAUUCUUUAUAGAUAUCACCUUUCAGAGACCUUCACUGGAAUUUUUUUUCAGCUGACUUUUCUUGACAUGAUUAUGUAUGUCAUAUUCAAAGAAUCAAAACUCCCAGUUCACACCAUGCGAUGGACAAGAGUUCUUCGCCCACUUAUUCUCAUCAAUAUCAGCGAAGGAAGACACGUGAGUUUUAUUGCAUAGUAAUUUAUGAUAAAACUAAUAUUUAAAAUUACCAUCACAAGUGGAAGUCAGCUGUGUUCCAUACAUAUGUGGUAUCUGUCCAAGGUAUCUAGUUUUCAAAUUGCUAUUUCCAACCCUGAAAAUAUCUCUGUUAUUACCUCAUGAAAUUCAGCAAUAAGAAAUUCUGAACAUUUCAUGACUAGUACCUUACUUAUUAACCCUUUCACCCCCUAAGAGUGACCAGCAUCUAAAAUCUCCUUACAACAUCACCCCUAAAUCACACAUUAAGGCCAUGAGAAUAAAGGAAAUGGUCACCAACCAAAGAAGCUUUGGAUUGUUGAUUCUCCUCGUCAACACCUAUGGAGAAUAUGCAUACUGAUAUUAGGGUGUAGGAGAGAAGACUAUUAUACAGAGUGUCAAAAUUGAUUGCUUGCUCUUCACUUUUUGAUUAUUUCUUGUCUGUCUCUUUUAGAUUCGUAGAGCUGUAAGAAACAUUAGAAAAACUCUGCCUGAGAUAGCUAAUGUUCUGGUUCUUCUGUCACUCUUGAUUGCCUUAUUUACUUUGCUUGGAUUUAAGCUAUUUGGUAAAAGGUACAAACAUAAUUAUCCAUAGAACAUUUUUUACUUGAAUGUCAAAAGUAGACCGGGAUUAUUUGCUUUUGUUUUUCUUUGCUCUUUGAUUGGUCAAUAAAACUCGUACCACUCACGACUUGGUCGCCCGCGUUUUCCCGCGCUUAAGGUAGUUUGGUUGGUUUUACUUCGAGUUCUCAUUGGCUCUUAUACAUUACCCAGCACUGGCUCUUCUUCUUGUGCAAUGUAUUCGUAAUGCAUUUGCGUUCUUACAACGUGACUAACGCUAUUACGAUUUCUGUAACACGCUAGUGCCCCAUUCAAAGUUUGAGCUUUUGACUUUCGACUUUGUUUUCAAUUUAUAUAUGCAGGAAUCUGAAAGACCUCCACGGAAAACCGUAUUUCACGGACUAUUUCGACGUGUAUUUUAAACUGUAUGUUCUGACAACAACAGCCAACAAUCCGGAUGUAACGUGAGUUUUAUUCUUAGUUGCGUUUUACCUAUAAUUUACGAGUGUAAGCAAAUGGAUUGUUUUUGUAGAAUAUCUAUUUCAAAGAUUUGUAGCGGUUGUAACCCUUUAACCUUUGAAGAGAAAAAAGCGUCUAAUCGUUCAUAAAGGUCACGAGAAAAAGGGAAAUGAUCUCCAACUAAAGGAGCUCUUGAUUGUCAAACAAAUUCUCCUUGUCAGCACCUUAGGAACUGCAUAAGAAACAGUAUGGAGAAUAUGCGUACUGAGGUUGGGAUAUAAAGGGUUAAUCUUUGAUAAAAGUGGGUUUGCUUCGAGAAAUAAAAUUAUUCUUUUGUGAGCGCGAAAGACCAAAUAUGAAUUUCCUGAAGACCUGCCACUUUCUUUUUAAGAACUCCUUUUCCUCCUGUCUUUGCCAAGCAAAACUGGAGAGUUAAAAAGUGGUUUUAUUAUUUUUUUGAAAACCGUCCCAUAGAUAUAUACACCCCUAACUUCUACACAAGGUGAUUGGUUCCAGUUCCAGUUCCAUUCCCUUUAGUUGUCUAUAGGAAUUAAGAAGAAGUACUUGUAGAUAAAAGAAGUCUAUUAACCAUUUAAUUUACAUUACACUAACGGGAUUCAAAACAGAUUACAUCGUUAACAGAAAUGUAGAGAGAACGACCAAAGGAAAAAAAAAAUAACCCCGACGAUUCUUGGAGAUAGGCAUGAGAGCCGGCUAACGCCACAGGUUAUUUAUUCUUAAAAUCUACUUCCACAGGAUGCCAGCCUAUGAUAACAAUGCUUGGUCCAGUUUGUUCUUUGUUAUUUUCAUUGUCGUCUGUAUGUACAUAUUUGUCAGUAUUUUUCUUGCUGUUGUUUACAAGAAUUACCGGAUGCAUAUGAAGGUAACUUCUAUUUAAAGGAACAUAUAAGCGUAGGGUGCUUUUCGAUUGAGAGUCGUAAAAUUAAAACCUAAGUGAUCUUGAGGGCCAGUCAGAACAAGGUUUGAUUAUCGCAAGGUCCCAAUAAGACGUUAAAGAGAAAACUAGUUAAUUCCUAGUAGCGCGGGAAACACGAGCGACAUAACCAGCUAGCGCAAAGUAUAACGAAAUCAAUUCAAUUCUUAUUACUUUUGAAAAUCAAUGUUAAGUGCUCCAUAUAUUUAUGAAUGCGUUAGCGUAGUUUUGUAAGAAUGCUUUCUUUGCCAUUUUUUGUUGGCAUUUCACUAAACGCCACUUUUGGGAGGCUUUGCUGAGUGAUAACCCUUAGUGGCCUAUUUGUUGUUUCCCUGCACAUCGUACCGCGGAACACUGAGUCUAGUAGCUUUGUUUAUGCGACGAAAUAAUAUGCGAUAAUAUCGACAAUAUAUCUAGGGUUAUUACAACGGCAGGUCCUGGGAAGAUGUUUUAGAAUGAAGUGAUAUACAAUGUACUUACGUUCACCUUGACAAUUCCGAAUUGGUUCGACUUGUCCAGCAUAUUGGCACUAUGCCGGAUCAUUUUUCUAGCUGAAAUUCUGAAGUUGGCGUCGAGUUCCAAACAGUAACAUACAAAAAACAAUCUAAUGGUAAUAAUGGUAAUAUUAAGAAGGAUAAUAAUAAUGAUUAUAAUAAAUGGAAAAAAGAAAAAGAUAAACGAUUACGGACAGGGUUCCGCUCUCAGAAAUAUGAAAAUUCAAUUUAUACCAAAAAAAAAAUUAAAUUAAUUUGUAUUCAUUCUAUUGUGGGUUUGAUAGUCAUGCCUACUGUAAAAAUUCUGGAUCUUUUCACAUAAUUUUCAUUUCUUUAAGAAUGAAAUCCGUGCGUCAGUCUACCGUAAACGCCGACAGCUGAAAAACGCGUUUGAUGUGUUGAAAGUCAGGUCUAAUGAGAUGUGGGUCAUCACACGAAAAAGGUGGUUGACUCUGAUGAAAGAGGUUUGUCCUCAGUGGAGUCCUGCAAGAGUCGCUCUGUUGUGGCAAGUGCUUGAUGAAAAUAACGAAGGCAAGAUAGGUAAGAUCGACUUAAAGGAGGUUUCGAUGUGUGUACGGGUAUGUGUUAAAAUUGACCAAUUCCCUAAUGGGGCUUUUCCGGGACAAUACGAACAAAUUGGGACUGACAAACAUUGUAAAUGAUCAACAGUGUUUUUUAAAACACUGUUUUCUAUUUGAAGGGAAGCAGACCACAUAGACUACAUAGAAAGUGGAGCAAACGAGUUAAACUCGGGGCAACUGAGAAAAAAUUAAAUCCCGCGCGAAGCAGGGUGGAGGGAUCGAAUCCGGAACCACCAGAUUACAAACCUAGCGCCCAGACCCCUUAGCCAUACUGCCUCCUCAGCCUUUAACUGAGAGUCCAAAGGAGACUUAUCUAGGAAUGCAUUGGUCUUCUUUAUUAUGCCCUUUUGAUUUGUUGAGGAGGCAAACCUAAAAUCAUUCAUACGACAAGACGUCACAGGUCACCAAAUUGCAUUUUGGUCUAGAAGAUGGCGUUAGUUUCUCAUACCAAUGACAGAGCGUGAUGAAGUAAAUUCAGCGCUACCCUGGAGUGCCGUUAACACUUUCCAUCACUCAAAGGGGUUUCAUUUAAAGUCGCUACUUGCGGUCUACCGCUGCAUGUAAGACAUCUUACCGCUGUUUGUUGAGCCUGCGAGCAGGCUGUUGUGUUUGGGUAUCACCUUACAGCUCAGCAGCCUAUUACACUAGCCGGUGUAAUAGGGGACAGCCGCUUAUGGAAAACAUUUUUGAAAUCCCUGAAUCAUGUUAAACAAACCCUUUUAAUGGGAAUUUUUACCUGUGUAUGUUUUUAAAUUACACCUUGGCUUAUAGGUAAAAAAGACUUCCUCAUGGUUGCUGACCUAUUAAAUGUGAAAGUCAUUGAAGUUAGAGACCAAGUCAACCUGUUCGAGAGAUUCAUUCCAAGGGUUUACAAUUCCCGCAUCAGUGCCAUGAUUCGAUUGGGCGUGUGCCACAAGUAUGUGAAAGAAUUAUGUUAGUUUUCGCGAAAGCGUAAGCUUCCUUACUUGGAUCUUGUCUCUUCCUAAGGACAGGCCAGUUAACUUGCUAUUAAAUUAUUUCUAACAGAGAAUUUCCAGAUUUCUUCGAUCUUAAGAAGCGAUUGAUAAUAGUAGUAGGACUGUGUGGAGUCCAAUUCGGUCUGUAAUCAUACGAGUGAUUAACAAAAUCGGGUGACCACGAAGCGGGAGUCCAAUUUGUUAAUCACGAGUAUGAUUACAGACAGAAUUUGAUAAAACGAAGUCUUGUUACCAAUUAAUCAUAACCGUUACAGUUUCGGUAAAAACAAAUACAUCUAGAACAAAAAUAAAACUGCAUCAAAUGAUGAUAAUGUCUAAAAUUAAAAAUUCCUUCAUUUUGGAAAUUCCCCAGUUUUUCUUAGGAUAAGUGGUUGUUGCUGUAGUUACUGUGAUCAACUCUGUGAUUGGUAGAUUAAGCUUAGUGGACUUAAUAUGAUUGGCUGCUUGAACUGUCCGAUCACAUUGUCCAAUUACAGCCAACAGUCCGAUUACUCUGUUCGAUUACAACUCUACAAAAUAAUCAGUGAAAAAUAAAGCAGUUAGUGCACAGAUCACAUUUGAGAAAAUUGUAAUGGUUAUGAUUAGAUUGAAAAUAAAAAUCGCCCCACCUACUCAACCUCUUAACUCUUUGACUCCCAAGAUCUGAUUGUUAAUUCUCCUCUCUAGCUAUUACACAUUUCCACGUAAAUUAGCUAUGAGAACUUAGUUCUAGAUCACCAUAACAGCUUCUACCUGAUAAGUUUGAAUAAUCUCAUCACCUGUUUGCUGAAUAAUGUAUGGAUAUUAUAGUGAGAAGUUUCAUGUUAAUCACUUCUGGGAGUUAAAGGGUUAAAUGAAAAUGGACUUGGAGUUUUCCAUUAGUAUCCUUUUCAUACCCAGAUUUCCUAUUGGUUCACUUUCCUUAUUCGGUUGACAUUUAUGGCCGUACAUCGUAAACGCUUCAUCUCUUUGAACGAUUUGGUUUAACUUAGCUACAAAAAUAUAAGCGCGCAUUCUCUUGAAUCCUCUUACAUUUCUCGGUGAUAUAUUGAGAAUAUACUCUUACCUCAAGUUAGGAGAAUUUAUUUAUAAAUCACCCUCAGGAGGCAAACGGUUAGCAAUCCUAAACUAAGUUGUAAUACGGAUUUUUUAGACGAUAUCCAGUAACCUUUAAUUUUUUAAUGGUGGUUAACAUAUAACUUCUCUCCAUAAUACACAUACAUUACCCAGCAAACGGGUAAUGAGAAUACUCAAAUUUAUCAGGUUAAAUUUGUUACUUCAUCUUACACCAAAUUCUCGAAACUAAUUUUCUAGAAAUUGUGUAGCAGCUACGAGGGAGAAUUAACAAUCACAUCUGGGGAUUUUAAGGGUCAAGAGAUUAUGGCGUGGUGGGGUAUGUGUCAUAACUAAAUUAGGGUUCCCAAUCUUUUUUUUUUUUUAAUUUUCGGUUCUCGUUGCAGAUAUUUCGUUUAUUUCUUCGAUUUGGUUAUUUUCGCCAAUGCCAUUUUCAUCGCUCUGGAGAGUGAUGACGCAGAAGUGACCUUCCUAGCACUGUUUAACUUGGAGAUCUUUCUGAAACUGUAUACAUAUGGCUUUAAGAAAUUCUUCUCACGAUACUGGAACAUGUUAGUAAUGUGCUUUAAGUAAAUCUCUUAUUGUUAUACGCGGAAAUCACAAUCUCAAUUCUGAUUUGCUACAAGCGUGCAGUUUAUUCUUUAUGGCACUCACACCCACCGAGAAUAGUUUUUAUGCGCGUAGAACUGGUUUCAUACCCAGAGAUCAUCGAGAGUAAUAAUACAGUUUAUUACAGAUAGCAAGAAGUAUCAAGUAAUUUCUUUGUUUCCGGCUUUGACUGAUGUUACAAAGCUCGAGUUUCACCAUUCUGUCUUUCAUUCUUAGCCCCAUCCAAUAACUUAAAAUUGUUUUUGUCUAUGUUCUUCAUGCACCAUCAGAGUCCAGUUACUUUAGUAUUGCUUGUGGUGAUCGCAUGUAACCUCUCUCCUGGUGCUCGUUUGUUUUACAGAUUUGAUUUCCUAGUUAUAGGCGCAGCGACAUUGGCUCUUAUCAUUGAAACAUCUUACGAGUCCUGUAAGUUAAAAUAUGUUGUGUUUUAUCCGUAAUGAUAAGGCUUGUGCCAAGCACGCGCUACUAAUGAAGAGACCGCAAAAACUGGUAACGUAUAGAAAGCGAAUUAUUGUGAAUAUUGACAAGAAAGAUCAAGGCAGCAAACGAUGUGUAACCCCUGGAGAAUUAUUGUGAUAACAGGUUCUCGAAUGUUUUGGUGGGGAACAAAUAUGCAUCACUUAUGAUGAUGAAGCGACCUAAAUUCGCGACACAGGAUUGGUGAUCUCCAUAUCCUGUUGGAAUCUCAGAAAAUGGGAGUGGUCGAAAAAUAGCUCACUGAGGAAACAUGUUUUCGACUCUUGUUUUUGAUCAUGCUAAAUCUUUCUUCUUCUUUUUUUCUCUCGUUUGCUUCUUACUGUUUGUUUUUGCCUCUCUCUCUUCCCAGUGCAGUCAAGUCAAGGUGUUCUGGAUUUACUGAUGGUUCUUCGAGUUCUCAGAUUAGUGAAAAUUAUGGGCCAAAUUAAGCGGUUUGUAUCGACACUUACCGUUCAAACAGCGCGAAACGUAGAGAAAGAUGUUUUUCGUCUUGUUACGAGCGUGAGACAAAGAAAAAAUUCUAUUCCCCCUGAGGAGUCGAACCUCAGACCUUCGGAUUUUGCGCUCCUAUGCUCUACCUCUGAGCCACAGAGACUCUAUGGUGGGCAAGGCCUAUAACAAAGUUCAUGCACGACACGUGUCGUGCAUACUGCUUAGAUCAGCAAUUUCGAUGGAGUCAUGAGGUUCGAUUGUUCUUGGGGACUCGGAAUAUUUUCUCUGUCUCACGCACGUGACAACACGAAAAAGCAUUUUUCUCUAUUUAUUAACUGAGCUUAAAAGUUACCAUCUUUCUUAAUCUAUUUACAAAAUCUUGCGAAACCUGUUUUCUUAGCCAUGAACAUACUAAUGGCGGAAAAUCCUAUGAAGCAUUAAUCCUGCCAACGCGAUGCUCAAUUCAAUCUCAAAUCCCGGGUAAAUAAGCCCGUAACCCAUACUAACAUUUUCGUAAAGCUUUUCGGUCAGCUUCCCAAUUCAAGUGGGACGAUUUGAAGUCCUUUUGUGACAAACUUAUUAAAAGCACCUUCCAUUCUCCGACUUUUUUUCUGUUUUGUUACCUAUGUUUGCUGCAUUUACAGGUCGAUUUUGUUCCCAGAUUUCAGGUUAUAAUUGGAACAGUCAUGCAGAUUGGUCCAGCUAUGGGCACUUACGGCGCCAUAAUGUUUGUAAGUUUGCGUCAGUACUUUCUCAGGGUAGAAACAUUCGAUAAAUAUUUCACGUCAGAGCUUAUGCUCGCCAACAAAUUUAAGAACGCAAGGUUUUGUCUAAAUUGAUUACUUUAAGUGUUACCUGUGCCUCAACCCUGUAACUGAAAUGAUCAACAUCAUUCAUUCUUUAACACGGGCCUAUUAUCGGUUAAAAGGACGCUAUUCUGUCCGCUGUAUGAUGCACUUAUUCGGUCGGUUUUUAAAUUUCUCUCUCUAUUGUGCGCACUCAUUUCUUGGGUUAUGAGAAUUGUUAGGCCAGUUGUACGCAACUAUUUCCCGAGUACGGCCAUCACACUCGAUUAGUUAGAAGUUAAUUUUUUUUUUCAGGUAUUGUACUACAUCUACGCCAUUAUGGGGAUGGAACUUUUUGGAAAUUUAAUCAAGUCGGAAAGUAGCUACCCUACCUCUGGUGAAGAAAGUUCUGAUGGCGAGAAUCUCACGUUUUGUGGAAACAUCAAACUGAAAGGGUCAGACUUUUACGGGGAUCGCUACUGUAAUAACAACUUCAACAACAUCCUGAGGUCUUUUAAAGUUUUGUUUGACCUGAUGGUUGUCAACCAAUGGCAUAGUAUCCUUUAAGUUAUACGUUUUGUUGCCAUCGGUUCGUUUUAACAGUUCAGUUGUUUUUUAAGCACAAGUGUCAGUAGUGAUAUCGAUUUAUCCUCCGCGAUGUUAAGUUUUCAAGGUACAAACCAACCCAUUGAGCCUCUUUGGAGGAAAAGGCUCAUCUAAGGUAAUUACUUGAAUCACUUUUGUUUUUUACGGGCCGGCUGAGUUUGCGUGUUCCUUGAAGUAAUGCAAGGUUCCAUUCUUGUUCAGUUACGCUGAUCAUAUCAGUCUGGGUCCCAUUCCUUGACUGCCAUGACUUGGUAAAUGCCUUGUAAAUGCCUUUAUUCAGCAAAAUCUGCAUCCGUGCCUUCAAAAUGCGUUCGCUCAUAUUUGUCGGGGCAUAGAAAAUCAAGGCCGGAUGAAGCCAAGUCAAAACUUUUAAUGCACUUGCAUAUCCAAAAGGGCUAGCGAAAAUCCUUGUCUGGUUAUUGUAUGGAAAUCAAAGGGGUAUGUCCGGGUGGUUUGUAUACGUGGAUAUGAUUACUUCCGCCGCUGGAAUUAUAGCUGUCCUUAACUCAGGUCCAGUUAUCACUCAAGGCUAUGUUCGAGUAACAAACAAGUUUGCCAGACUUUAUUUCCUCUCGUUUCACCUCCUUUGCGUUAUUGUGGUUCUUAAGUAAGUACUAAUGACGAUUUGAUGAUAAAAAUUUUGUCUACAUACGCAACACCACGUUCAGCAUUAAUUGGUAGCUGGCAAGAGACGAUGAUGCCUGGCUCUGGUGGAGACUGUAUUGUCUGUAAGGGUCUCACUCCAUAGGAGAUCCUGAGAGAAUUAUUUUUAGAUUUAAGGUAUUUAGUAAUUUCCUUCCUGAAAUUACACCUUAGUCGUUGCUGCCUGGGUGCUCUCGCAAAGAAUGUAUGUGGCCACGUUGGCUUUGCAAGUGAUUCAAAAUUGAAUAACGAGUCUUGAUUCUCGUCUGGUUUCUGAAAUCGGGAUUAAAUUACCUGUCCAAUCCAAACCGACGUUUUGAUUGGACAUGUAUGCUAUAUACCAUGUUGGUAUCCUGUCGACGAUUUUUUUCGUAAAAAUGUGUUUUACCCUUUCUUAUUGCUUCAUUCCUCUCAUUACCUCGCAGUAUAUUCGUAGCAUUCAUUUUAGAAGCCUUCAUGCUGGAGUACUCAUUCACACACGGAAAAAUCGAAACAGUUAUUAGUAAGAAGAUAGAAGAAAAGGGCGUGGGAGUAGGAAUGUAAGUAUAUGCACAAUGCAUGUAUUUGUUACUUAUUUUCAAACCAGAAGUGGCAAUGCAUGUAUAUGCACAAUGCAUGUGUUUGUUACUUAUUUUCGAACCAGAAAUGGCAUUUUCGUAAAGGAAAGAUUGUUGGGUGUUUAGACCUAGUUUAAAGUAGUUUUUACGUGCAUAAACUCAAUUAGCGAUAUAAGAUUAAAAACGACAAGAGGGAAGAGUUCGGUAGAUUAGCGCCUUCCUACUUACACAAUUUGAGCAAGAUUUAAAACAGGUGCAAUAGGUGCAGGUUAGAAAUUUGAAAUGAAAAAAAAAUAAUCGAAAUUCUUUGUGGUGAUCUUGGAAUUUGCCUUACUUUUAAUGAAUUUUAAGAUUAGGGCUUAUGGUCGUGCUCACAGAUCGUCAGCUCGCCGGAAUUACAACAAUUAAAGCGCCUGCACAGUAAACCCAGUGGAAUCUCUAGGAAAUCAUCUUCACAAACAGUCACCUGCCUUGAAGAUAAUUUCUUUCUCUGACCAGGGUAGAAUCCUGAACACUAAAGGCAGCUUUCACGAGUUGUGUGUAGCGCAGAUUACAUUAAAUAACAGAGAAGGAUUUCCCUCAGAGUAUUAAAGAGAUUUCGAAAUACAUUCGCUCAAUGAGAGCACGACAAGAAAUGAAAUGUUGCUGUCUGCCUUUUGCCGUUAAUUUGAGAAACUUUAUAUUUAUAGUUUUCAAUUGGAUUUAUUUGAGGAUUUUUAUAUUCGUAUUGUGAAAAUGAUUCUAAUUUCAACAUCGCCUCGAAGCGCAAAAGCGCUUUCCCGCAGUGAUAAUCGUCACGACAUCUUAUGGUCUCUUCGUAGCUUGCAUCUUUAUGAAAAGCGACUUCCCGCCCAUAGAGAUGCCUCGACUCAAGCGAAGGUCUUCCUCUUUUUGUCAAAUAACACAGUCCAACUCAUGCAGGGCUCGAUAUCUCUCACUCUCUGCCCCCCUCUGUCUGUCUGUCUCUCUCGUGCGCGCGCGUGGGCUCAUUAUCGAGCCUUAACUCGUGUAUAUAGGCAAAAAUAACUGAUUUCACUCUAUUAUCAGGUGUCCAAUCAAAGAGAGGGCUGCCUCUCUUCUUUCCAUUGAUGAUAUUACCGAGUCAGUUGGCAAUGGCGGUUUUCCCUCGGUGGAAAUGCUUGCCAUGGACACAGGCUUGAGAUUCAAGAUACCGAAACAACAGAGGAAAAACGCUGAUGUCUUGUUGCAGGAAAUGUUUGAGGACGAACUUGAAGAGAACGAUAUCGGACCGAGAGAUUUAGAGGAUUUAGACGACUUGGAUGACUCAGUAGACCUUGUAAGUGGACGUUCUAGAAGGAAGAUCACAUUUCUCAAUGUUGAUACAGAUUGACUUCUGUUUCUGGAUGUACUGACUUCCUUUCCUGGUUAUACUGAUCUUCGAUUCUGUGUAUACCUAUGUACCGUUUCCGGUCAUAGGUCGUUCAGUUACUGCUCUCAAUUUUAGAUUGGCGUGAAAUUUUAAAGCCUGUGAAGCCAUAAGCAAGACAUAUCGAGGGUCACGUCUUUCUCCAUGGGAAGAAUAUAGCUUAAUUAAGAAAAGGCAUUGUGCUCUAACUGAAUCGUGGAUCUGUUGAACAGGUGGUGAAAUUUGUAGGUGAAGAUUGGCAACACGAUUCAUAGCCAAGCAAAUUUUAAAAUCACGACCAGGAACACAUAUUUUUGAUUGGAACUAUUUUUCGGAAAAUAUUUGAACGCGAAUUGCAUGAAAUUCAUCAUAUAUGCUCUAAACGUUAAUAGAGUAAGUUUUUAUAUUGAUC